Messenger RNA from Lingula anatina, 1957 nucleotides. RefSeq lists its product as uncharacterized. Gene Ontology annotation, molecular function: calcium channel activity; calcium ion binding; protein binding. Gene Ontology annotation, biological process: detection of mechanical stimulus; signal transduction. The record is from RefSeq and is a predicted model, not a curated record. Gene Ontology annotation, cellular component: membrane. NCBI's taxonomy places the organism in Eukaryota, Metazoa, Brachiopoda, Lingulata, Lingulida, Lingulidae.
UGCCCCUAAGUGACCGACAGAAAGCUAAUACCAGCAUGCUAAGUGACACGGUCAAUUUCUCCGUCAGUUGUAAGGGCUUCAAGGUGGUCAACAUCCAGCUGCCGAUAUUCACAGAUGCCAUUAAGGAUGAAGAAGAGGUUCAAGUUUUCACAAAAUAUGGCCGUCUUGGUUGGCAGUACUCGGGAAUGGCGUACCGGGUGAACAAAGAGAGAAAAGUGCUUAAUUUCGUGCUACGCCUGCCAGACGUAGGUGAAUACGCCUGGUUUCGUGUGCAACGCGUGAAAAAUGACACAGAAGGAAAGGGGCUCUCACCAAAUGAUGGAGAUCCAAUAAACGACAGCCUUCUUGUAAAAUUGGCGCCCAUGCUUGGAAAAGACUGGGAAUCUUUAGCCAAACAUAUAGGUCUCUCCCCUCAGAUAUUUACCAAUAAUUCGGACGAUGACACCACCAACGCAUGCGCAGUACUGCGGAAGUGGUCCCAGUCUGUGCCUAUAUCCGCUGACAAGGCUUCAACCUUGCAGAAGGUGUUUGGACAAAUUGGCCGGCAGGAUUUGGCGGCACUUUUGAAACAGUCAUGAACUUGGCAUUCGAACUGGGCUCAUUAUAGCUCAUGAAGCAUUUCAUCAACGAAGUCUUUGCAUAAGAACAUCUACUAUAAUGCACUCAUUGUAACAUGCCAUAUAUAUGUAUGCCGUGCUUCUUAGUACCCAACAGUUCACUAACCACGAAUUAGAACGUUAACCGUACCCUUAACUGUGGCAGUCAGGGCAGUUGUAAUACUGAGGAGAGAGUUGAAAGUCGCAAAGAAGAUGGAAAGAUACCUUCCCUUCACAGGUUUGGUUUAGAAAAAAAAAGAGAACAUUUCCUCACAUGGGAAUUCUAGACAUUAAACUGAUGUGACUGGACACAGAAAAGAGGGGGAAUCGGGCUUAUAUAUCCUCGUUUUUUACCGAUACUGCAGACUUAUUUGAUCACAGUGCAAUAUCAUCUUUUUAUUGUAAAUAUGCAUGUAGGCUAUAAAAAACCAUAUUAUGUCUUGUAUUAACAAAGGUAAAAAUGAUAUAGAAAACUUUAUGAAUAAUGCUUCUGUAAAAGUAAAUCACCGAAAUGCUGCCUUACUUGCCCCUUACAUUAAUUUAUUUGAAAGCUCAUUGACGUGCUUAAUCAUCUGUAUACAGUACGAGAUAGCGUGGUAGCUAUAUAAACGUGUAUUGAUGACAUCUUAUCAAUUAAGGUUACAUUAAUGUGUAUCAGACAGAAGCUACUGACUAUGAUAAUAGAUAUUUGCAUUUUAAUAAUUAUGAAUGUGUUCAUCUACAUUAAUAUUGGAAAAAAAAACCCGUAAUACCCCAUACUAAGAUACCACCAGUACGACUAAUGUAACGCUAGAAUUUAAAAAAAAACCUUCCUAUGUGCCAAAAAAUACGCACAAAUUGCACACGUGGAAACUCUGUACAUGGACAUUCCCAGAACUUAGUUACUAAAACUGUAACUCACACUGGCACCAAAGAAAGUGUUAAAUAAGAAAGGAUCUGCAUGUUCCUUGGUUAAACUCCAAAUUUCGGGAAGUUCGGUCAACCACUGUGAAGUGAUUGUUGAUCUUUUUAACUUGCUGGGGGGGGGGGGGGAGUAGAAAUAUACUAACACCGGUGACUAUAAUCAUUUCUCUUUGGUGCCAGACUGCACAAUGGCCAACUUUGGUUGCACAACCUGACUGCCUAUUAAUUUAUGUUCCAACUUUCAAAUUAACUUUCACAUAGAAAAUUUCUGCAUCAAAUAACUGUGACAACCUCUCGCGGGCGAUGUACAGUGUAGUUAGUUGUGAACAUCUUAUAUGCCGGUAUGACAGGAAUGGUGCCUUUAGAAUAGUACUCCUUGGUCCCAUUGGAUUAGUGCAGGUUAGGAUUAGCAGGACAUAUCGCGGUCAUGGGAAACAGAUUAAGGUGCUUAGCGGACU